Molecule: messenger RNA, 3102 nt
Organism: Closterium sp. NIES-67
Lineage: Eukaryota; Viridiplantae; Streptophyta; Zygnematophyceae; Desmidiales; Closteriaceae
Source: the annotation of a GenBank genome assembly
CACAUCAGUCACACAGACGUACGAGAAGUCACCCUAGAUGACUUCGAUCUUGCAAGUUUCGCAAUUGCUUCUCCCUACUCCACCCCAUCUAACACCAACUGCUUCUAGAUACUCUCCAGUAGUCUAGAGGGAGGUCGCCUGCAUCCUGAAGUCCAUUACCUCCCAAACAUUAGGUUCCAAUACCUGACAGGUUUAAACGAUCCGAGGAAAUUAGGGCAGGGGAGAGACGAUGAAGAUCUCUCAGGUUCUCCAAGUUGUAGCCGUAGCGCUCCUGGUUUUCGCGCUUUUGCCCGAGUAUGGCGCAGCAUCCGUCGAUGAUAUUGGCCUUAACGCCGAUUUCGAGCGAUUCGCCGUGCGGUCUUCACGCGGCAAUGCGCGCCUAAGGAAGAUGCGUAUUCUUGCCAGCACGGCCUCCGGCGGUAACACCAACUCGGGUGGUAGCACCGGAUCAGCGGGCUCUGCCUCCAACGGCGGCACCAACACCGGCGGCAACACCAAGUCUGGCGGCAGCACGAACACCGGAGGCAGCUCCAAUUCCAAUGGCGGCACCAACUCCGGUGGCAGCACCAACUCUGGCGGAAGCACCAACACUGCCGGCAAUACCGCCACCGGCGGUAGCACCGCUUCUAGCGGCAACACCAACUCCGGCGGCAAUACUGGCACCGGCGGCAGCACCAACAGUGGCGGCAGCACCAACGCCGGUGGCAGCACCAACGCCGGUGGCAGCACCAACGCCGGUGGCAGCACCAACGCCGGUGGCAGCACCAACGCCGGUGGCAGCACCAACGCCGGUGGCAGCACCAACGCCGGUGGCAGCACUAACGCCGGUGGCAGCACUAACCCCGGUGGCAGCACCAACCCCGGUGGCGGCACCAACGCUGGUGGCAGCACCAACGCUGGUGGCAGCACCAACACUGGUGGCAGCACCAACACUGGUGGCAGCACCAACACUGGUGGCAGCACCAACGCUGGUGGCAGCACCAACACUGGUGGCAGCACCAACGCUGGUGGCAGCACCAACACUGGCGGCAGCACCAACGGCGGCGGCAGCACCAACGGCGGCGGCAGCACCAACGGUGGCGGCAGCACCAACGGCGGUGGCAGCACCAACGGCGGUGGCAGCACCAACAGCGGCGGCAGCACCAACGGCGGCGGCAGCACCAACAGCGGCGGCAGCACCAACAGCGGCGGCAGCACCAACGGCGGCGGCAGCACCAACGGCGGCGGCAGUACCAACGGCGGCGGCAGCACCAACGGCGGCGGCAGCACCAACAGUGGCGGCAGCACCAACAGCGGCGGCAGCACCAACAGCGGCGGCAGCACCAACAGCGGCGGUAGCACGAACUCAGGUGGUAGCACCAACAGCGGCGGUGUCACUGGUACCGCUGGCGGCACCAGCUCUACCGGGGGCGUUGUGCUUCAGCCCAAUGGCUGCCUGCAGAACCAAACCCUCUGCGGCGCUCUUUGCGUCGACACCAAGAGCGACCCGAACCAUUGCGGCAGCUGCAACCGAUACUGCGCCACCGACUUCAUGUGCUGCGCUGGGACUUGCACCUCCCUUCUCACGGACAAGAAGAACUGCGGCCGCUGCGGGAGGUUCUGCCGCGGAACCUGCAUGGCUGGUACCUGCGACUAUGGCGCGGUCAGCACACCCGCCAAGAAGUAACGAAGUUACCAUUUGUAACUACAACGAUCGCGGUACCAUCGGAUUUGAUUUGGUUGUUUGUGGCAAUGGGCCUGCCUCAGAACCAAAGGCUCGUAGUAUCCCACACGCCCUAUUUGAAAUUUGUUAUGCUAUUUUGUACUUUAAAGCCCUCGUCCCCCUGUUAAUCCAGAUGUAUUACAGUGUCUAAGAGAUGCUGCUUACAAUAAUGUGUUCGGGUCCGUAGUUUCUAUUCGUUUGUUCACGAUUUCUCAUCGGCUCUGGGCGGAGAUGACUUUCUUGGGAGUAGAGCAGGCUCAGUCCCAACUACAAAACCCCUCUAAACCCCUAAAGGCUGUCGUGCAAACCUUAGCAUACCAUUUAUCAAGUUUUGGGGUUUUUUUCCGACCGUUGCACCCUCGAGAUAUUGCCUUUCACGAAGAACUAUUGUGGCGAAAAACACCGUCUCGUAAGGGUUUUCCCAGUUUCCUGGCUAAUUUGACGACAGCUGGCGGGCGAGGUCCCCACCGUUGACGCUCAAAUCAGUCCGUCUCUGCCAGGAUGAAUCGACAACCACACUUCCAGAAGUCGUCAAAACGACUGACUAGGGUUUCUCUGUUCCGUCAAUCCACAAGUUCCACCAGUGCCACAAUCCCCCAUAUGCCUGUUCAAUUCCUUGGUAUCGUUUUGUCGCUCUCCUCAAAGCUGUUAGCUGGUCAAGUUCUUGAAGCCAGUCAUUCACUGUCGAGCAGCUUGACAGGAGAGUGUGAAAGGUGAGCCGGACAUGAAUCUUGGAUGUUCUGCUUCCUGCGAGUCGCCAAUGCUGACUUCCUGCCAGGCCAUGGUGCCUUGGAGGAACAGGCCGUUCUGAUCCCGUUUCAUCUUCGCACGAAAUCGAUACGGUACCGACGUACGGUACGGUACGCGCUGGUAACGCUCCCGUUGUUUUCCUUCUCCUUUGGUGUCGUCAGUUCACCUCGACCGAGUCGAUGCUGCGAAUCGUCAGCUUUGUUCUCUGCAGGAGAUCUCAUGUCUUUCUCGACUGCGACAUAGACGUCGUAGCGUCAGCCCAUCCUUGAUGAACGACAGCGCCUGUCUCAGCUGCGACUUCGUGCAUUCGCGAAACGCGACCCCUUCAUUAGCUUCGUUUUCUUUCUCAGAAGCUUUGGUAUGCCGAAGUCACCGCCACGGUGGCUUUCGUUAAAUAUUUCCGGUUUUGGUCAACAUCGGGCUCUACUCAUGAAUCUUGGAACUGCAAGACCACCCUAAAAUGAUUCCGACUUGAGAUGCAGACACAAGAGCGGCCCCGGGCUCCCAGUUCCGCUGAACGCAACAAUUAUUCUGGUGAUUUGCGACCUGCAACGCAUGCACUUCUGCAGAAACUUUUCACUAAAUCGCGACGGCUUUUUGGUUCACAAUUCAGCGUCGCGACUCUCGUGGAAUCAACGGAGAUCACAAAA